AUGGCAUCGAACCAAGCUUCGGAGAACUCUGUCGUGGCGGCAGCUGGAUCAAGUGAUGCUCCUCCUGAUGGUACAGGCGUAAUCCAACUCGACCCCUGGCUCGAGCCCUUCAAAGACGCCCUCAAACAUCGGUUUGCGAAAGCCCAGAAAUGGAUUAAGACAAUCAACGACACAGAGGGUGGCCUCGAAAAAUUCAGUCGAGGAUACGAGAAGAUGGGCUUCACCUUCAGCCCCAAUGGAGAUAUAACAUAUCGUGAAUGGGCACCAAAUGCCGAGCAAGCCUACCUGAUCGGAGAGUUCAACAACUGGAACAGAGACUCGCACCCGAUGAAGAAGAACCACUAUGGUGUAUGGGAGCUGCAUCUCCCUGCAAAAGAUGGAGUGCCUGCCAUACCUCACAAUACUAAGUUGAAGAUCUCCCUCGUCAUACCAGGAGGGGAAAGAAUAGAGAGGAUCCCAGCAUGGAUCACACGAGUCACGCAAGAUCUAUCAGUCUCCCCGGUGUACGAGGCUGUGCUCUGGAAUCCCCCAUCAUCGGAGAGAUAUGUUUUCAAAAACCCUCGCCCUCCGUAUCCCAAGAGUGUCAGGAUCUAUGAGGCUCAUGUCGGCAUCUCCUCGCCAGACCUCAAAGUCGCUACCUACAAGGAGUUCACAAAGAACAUGUUGCCGAGAAUCAAAUGGCUGGGCUACAAUGUCAUACAGCUGAUGGCCAUCAUGGAGCAUGCCUACUAUGCCAGCUUUGGGUACCAGGUGAACUCCUUCUUUGCGGCGAGUUCGAGAUAUGGCACUCCUGAAGACUUGAAAGAGCUCAUAGACACCGCACACGGCAUGGGCAUCACUAUCCUUCUAGACGUGGUCCAUUCACACGCCAGCAAGAAUACCCUCGACGGGCUCAACAUGUUUGAUGGCAGUGAUCAUCUCUACUUCCACGAAGGAGGCAAAGGUCGACACGAAUUGUGGGACUCGAGGCUUUUCAAUUAUGGUCACCACGAGGUCCUCCGCUUCCUUCUUUCUAACCUCCGUUUCUGGAUGGAAGAAUACCAAUUCGAUGGCUUCCGCUUCGAUGGUGUAACGUCCAUGCUGUAUACUCAUCACGGCAUCGGUACAGGUUUCUCAGGGGGCUACCACGAAUACUUUGGCCCUUCCGUUGACGAAGAUGGUGUUGUCUACCUUAUGCUGGCCAAUGAGAUGCUUCAUAACAUCUACCCCAACUGCAUCACAAUCGCUGAGGAUGUUUCGGGUAUGCCAGCGCUCUGCUUGAAGCUCUCGCUCGGAGGCGUGGGUUUCGAUUACCGCCUCGCCAUGGCUGUACCCGAUAUGUAUAUCAAACUACUGAAGGAAAAAUCCGACGAUGAGUGGGAUAUUGGAAACAUUGCGUUCACCUUGACGAAUCGUCGCCAUGGAGAAAAGACGAUUGCAUACUGCGAGUCGCAUGAUCAAGCUCUGGUAGGUGAUAAGAGUCUUAUGAUGUGGCUCGCCGAUGCAGAGAUGUACACACAUAUGUCGACGCUGACAGAAUUCACACCUACCAUCGAGCGUGCCAUGGCCUUGCACAAGAUGAUCCGGCUUGUCACCCAUUCUCUUGGUGGUGAAGGGUAUCUCAAUUUCGAGGGCAACGAGUUUGGACAUCCCGAAUGGCUCGAUUUCCCGCGCGCGGGAAACGACAAUUCCUUUUGGUAUGCGCGUCGCCAACUAAACUUGACCGAUGACCAUCUGUUGAGAUAUAAGUUCCUCAACGAAUUCGACAGAAGCAUGCAAUGGACCGAGGAAAAGUAUGGAUGGCUACACUCACCACAAGCGUAUGUCUCUUUGAAGAACGAGCUUGACAAAGUUCUGGUAUUCGAACGUGCUGGACUCCUGUGGAUUUUCAAUUUUCAUCCGACCAGGUCCUACACAGACUAUCGCGUAGGCGUCGAGGUGCCAGGCGUGUACAGGAUUGUGCUUGACACCGACGACCCCCAGUUUGGUGGCCUAGGACGCAACGCGAAGGAGACGAGGUUCUUCACCACCGAUAUGCCGUGGAACAAUCGCAAAAACUUCACGCAGGUUUAUAUCCCAACCAGGACCGCUCUGGUAAGUCCAGCCGAAAUCUUUCCUGAUACUCUAGAACGCGAGCUAACGUGUAUGUGUGUACGUGUAGGUUCUGGCUCCUGA
This is a messenger RNA of Exophiala spinifera, 2154 nucleotides long. RefSeq names its product 1,4-alpha-glucan-branching enzyme. The transcript has 3 exons. The coding region runs from base 1 to 2154 and encodes 717 amino acids. The record is from RefSeq and is a predicted model, not a curated record. Gene Ontology annotation, cellular component: cytoplasm. Gene Ontology annotation, molecular function: 1,4-alpha-glucan branching enzyme activity; cation binding; hydrolase activity, hydrolyzing O-glycosyl compounds. Gene Ontology annotation, biological process: glycogen biosynthetic process. Lineage: Eukaryota; Fungi; Ascomycota; Eurotiomycetes; Chaetothyriales; Herpotrichiellaceae.